Molecule: messenger RNA, 930 nt
Organism: Parascedosporium putredinis
Lineage: Eukaryota; Fungi; Ascomycota; Sordariomycetes; Microascales; Microascaceae
Source: the annotation of a GenBank genome assembly
AUGAGCUCGGGACCUCUCUACCUCGGGUUCGACCUGUCGACCCAGCAGCUCAAAGGCAUCGUCAUCACGUCGGAUCUUCAGGUCGUUGCCGAGGCCAAGGUGGACUUUGACGGCGAUUUCAAGUCCAAGUAUGACAUUAGCAAGGGCGUCUACGUCGUCCCGGCGGAAAGCGAGGUCUACGCGCCCGUAGCGAUGUGGCUCGAGGCCCUCGACCUCGUGCUCGCGCGGCUCAAGGAGAAGAUCUCGCUCGGGGACAUCAAGGGCAUCAGCGGCUCGUGCCAGCAGCACGGCAGCGUGUACUGGGCCAGCGGCGCCGAGGCGAAGCUCGCGGCUCUGAGCGCGGACAGCGCGCUCGUCGACCAGCUCAAGGACUCGUUCUCGCACCCGUACGCUCCCAACUGGCAGGAUCACAGCACGAAUGCCGAGGUGGAGCAGUACAAUGCCAAGUUGGGUGACGCUGAUAGACUCGCGGACGCCACCGGAAGCGGCGCCCAUCAUCGUUUCACUGGACCCCAAAUCAUGCGACUCAAGCGCAAGUUCCCCGACAUGUACGCCAACACUGAACGUAUCGCGCUCGUAUCCUCCUUCCUCGCCUCCGUCCUGCUUGGAAACUACGCUCCCAUGGACAUCAGCGACGUAUGUGGCAUGAACCUCUGGGACAUCCCGAACGCCAAGUGGAACGAGUCCUUGCUCGAGCUUACGGCCGGCAAGGACGGCGCAGACGAGCUGCGAAAGAAGCUUGGCGAGGUGCGCCAGGACGGAGGCGGUAGCAUGGGCGCGAUCCACGGCUACUUUGUAGCCAAGUACGGCUUCAGCGCUGAUUGCCAGAUCGCGCCCUUCACCGGCGACAACCCGGCGACCAUUCUCGCCCUCCCCUCCGGCCCUUGGACGCGAUCGUCUCGCUCGGCACCUCGACGACUUUCCUCAUGA